Messenger RNA from Lutzomyia longipalpis, 451 nucleotides. Its product is annotated as calcineurin subunit B type 2. NCBI's taxonomy places the organism in Eukaryota, Metazoa, Arthropoda, Insecta, Diptera, Psychodidae. The record is from RefSeq and is a predicted model, not a curated record. Gene Ontology annotation, molecular function: calcium-dependent protein serine/threonine phosphatase regulator activity; calcium ion binding.
UUUGGGACACGUUGCUGUUGCGGGGUACUCUAAUGCAAAUUUGUCGAGCAAAUGCGAAGGAAAUAAUUUUCAACAAUUUGUAGUGAAAAUUUUAGAGCUGUAGUUAAAAAUGGGAAAUGAAACAUCUUUGCCCAUGGAAAUGUGCUCCAAUUUUGACGCGGAUGAAAUUCGUCGUCUUGGAAAGCGCUUCCGAAAGCUAGAUCUUGAUAAUUCUGGUGCGUUAAGCGUUGACGAAUUUAUGUCACUACCAGAGUUACAGCAGAAUCCUCUCGUUCAGCGUGUCAUUGAUAUUUUCGAUGCCGAUGGGAAUGGCGAGGUGGAUUUCAAAGAAUUCAUCCAAGGUGUGUCACAGUUCAGCGUAAAAGGUGACAAAUUGUCCAAACUUCGUUUUGCAUUUCGAAUAUAUGAUAUGGACAAUGAUGGUUAUAUAUCCAAUGGGGAACUAUUUCAA